Messenger RNA from Conger conger (European conger), 2410 nucleotides. RefSeq names its product zinc finger CCCH domain-containing protein 14-like. Gene Ontology annotation, biological process: regulation of mRNA stability. NCBI's taxonomy places the organism in Eukaryota, Metazoa, Chordata, Actinopteri, Anguilliformes, Congridae. The record is from RefSeq and is a predicted model, not a curated record. Bases 173 to 1666 code for a protein of 497 amino acids. Gene Ontology annotation, cellular component: nucleus; cytoplasm. Gene Ontology annotation, molecular function: poly(A) binding; metal ion binding. The transcript has 14 exons.
CGCCUACCCAGUAUGCACUUCGAUUCCUUUUUACGACGUAGUUUGGCAAGUUCGACGACGUGAUGAAUAAAUAUGUAGCUAGAUAAGCGCUUUGCCGACGUAAAGUUAAGCGUUAUAGUUACAUUUUAAAUUAUAGCUUAAUUUUGGAAGUCAUAGCGAGGUGACGAAAAUUAUGGAGACUGGCACGGAUUUAAGGAAGUGUAUACGGGCUACAAUAAAGAGAAAACUACAGGAACUUGGCCCUAAUGUUGACGAAGAGCUUACUGAUUACAUCAUGGUUUUGGUGGCCAACAAGAAGGAUGUCCACCAGAUGGCAGAAGACCUUUCUCUGUUCCUUGGCCGCGACUCUGUCAAGUUCACUCAUUGGCUACAUGGAGUCUUAGAAAAACUUUAUUCAGUGGCUAUUGAGCCAGGUUUGUUGAGACCCCAUUACCUCCAGGCAGAUUCCAGUUUUUCCACUGGAAAUGGACAGGAGCUGGGCCAGGCCGACAGGAGAAGGGAAGAGCUGCAGGCCCCCUCCCUAUCCAGCAUGUACUUCAACAGUAUGGAUGCCCAGCUCAGGAAGAGCUUCACAGAGAAGGGCCUGCCUGCACUUGAGCCUCCGAUGGAGCGUCUGUACCGCCAUUUCGGCUCUCACAUUGAGCCAGAGGCAGACAAGGACUUUGCUGCUGACUUCACGGGCAGGCCUGACCUGAGGCCGGGAGUCCCGGUCCCCUGUGCUUUGGACUGGCGCUCACAGGGUUCAGGACACCAGGGCAGCCCCUGUCAGGUCCCAGACUGUAUCCACGGCUACGGAGCUUCUGAAGUGCUCCGGGGGGUAGAUCGACCGCGGCACGGCUACAGAAGGCUGCGGGAUGGCUGCCCUACCGGGGAGAAGGUCUCCAGAGCGAGAAAGGACAGGGGUGCCAGAGAGGAAGUGAUGCCCAGGAGGAGGGAGCUCCGAAUGUUGGGCUCCAUGGAGUACCUGCAGAGCAACACAGAGUCUGAGAUGGGAGGACCCAAUGAUGCCCAUGACUUCAUCCCAAGGAAGCCACCAGUAGGAGGCUCAAUCAGAAGCAAAUUAUCCACAAGAGUGGGGGAGGAAGUCCUGGUCUCCCCCCAACGAAUAGUCCAGUGCAGGUUGGAUGAGAGAGACUCUCUGAGUCUCAGUCCCAGGUUCAUUGUGACACUAGAAGGGGCUCCCAGUCCUCUGAGGAACUUAAAGGAUGAUGGGGGAGGAGGUGAGAGGGAGUUAUACUGCUCUGACGAGGAGAACGGUUCAGUGGGAGUGAAACGGCGGAAGGUUCUAGAGCGCUGCAGGUUCUGGCCUGCGUGUGAGAGCAGGGACAAGUGCUCGUACCACCACCCCACUACGCAGUGCAAAACCUUCCCUCACUGCAGUUUUGGGGACAAAUGUCUCUUCAUUCACCCAAACUGCAAGUACAAUGGUCAGUGCACCAGAGUGGAUUGCCCCUACACACACAACAGUAAGAGAAGUGUCACCUCUUCAUCCAAGCUGGACGCAAAGAUGCCUCCUGACUUGUGUCACUUCUUCCCAGAGUGCAAGAAGAUGGACUGCCCAUUUUAUCACCCAAAACCUUGCCGGUUUGCAACCAGGUGUAAACGGGCCGACUGUUACUUUUACCAUCCGCCUGUGCUACCAGGAUACACGUCACAAAACAGUUAAAUGGCUGAACUGGACAAAAAUGUGAAUAUGGCUAGCUCUUUUUUCUUUUUGACUGGAAUAAAUAUUUUCAACGCUUUUUAUUAAUGUUUUUUCUCUCCAAAAUGGAAUGGCCAAUCGUGCCCACAUCACAUGAUUGGCCAUUCAAAAUGCGCUCUCCUUCGAAGCACAUGAUGUCAGCUGCCACGUCUUAUCACAGCGCUUUUCGAAAGUCAGGCUUGCUCAGACAUCAAGUCGGAGGAAGACUGCAAACUUUUGAGCACCAGAUCAACCAGCAGGGACUGCUUUUGCACAAUGAGACUUAUGCGCGGGCUGAAACCCUCCCAUCCCUGGUCAAGGCUGCCGCUAACAGCUGUCACUGGUGGAGUCCAGAUUUAAUGCAGAAUAUGGAGCCCAUCCAUGCACUGAUGACCACAACAUCUGAAGAGGAUGAGCCACCCACCAGCCAGAUAUCUUACAGACAUUUGUAUGUUCAUAACCAUAUGACAGAAUGUAUUAAGUGUACAAUACUGUAUGUACACUGGUAUUAUUUUUAAAAUCAGCUUUAUGUACUCCACAAUGAAGAAUAAAGACUAGAAAUCAAAGUUUCCUCUUUUUUUAUUAAAGAUUGAUUUAGGAAACAUUUCACAAAAAUAUACAAAAGAAUGUCUUUACAAAUGAUAUGUACAUUGAUCUCAGGAAAAUUAAAAUUGAACACAUUAACUUGUAUACAUAAUUGCAAAAUAAAGAACUUUUGCACUUUUUCAA